AAUGGCUUUAACACCAAUGUUACAACAAUGGUGUCAAGAGCUCAACAAAACCAUAUCGAUCAGUUCCUUUCUGUUCUCAUCCCUCCUCUUAAUAUUGCUCCUAAUUGCACUCAACUUCUUCAAAGGUAGCAGAAAACUCAACUUGCCACCGUCGCCGCUACGGCUUCCUGUAAUUGGACACCUGCACCUUCUAGGCAGACUCCCUCACCAGUCUUUCCGCAACCUCUCUCAAACAUACGGCCCUAUAUUGUUGCUACACUUGGGUCGCGCCCCGACUCUUGUUGUCACAUCAGCAGAGAUGGCCAAAGAAAUCAUGAAGACCCAAGACGUUACUUUCUCCAAUAGAGUCCAAACCAGGGCUGCUAAAAGCAUAGCCUAUGGAUGCCGUGAUCUAGCAUUUUCUUCCCAUGGCGAGUAUUGGAGGCAAUUGAGAAAGAUCUGUGUUUCGCAACUUUUGACCCUCAAUAGGGUGCAAUCCUUUCAUUCAGUUAGAGAAGAAGAAGUUGCAGGGUUUAUUGACAAGAUACGUGACGCAAGUCUUACCAGAGCCCCAAUAAACCUUGGAGAGUUGUUGGUUGGUUUGUCCAGCAGCAUAAUAUCUAGAUGUAUUUUAGGAAGAAAGUACGAAGGAGAAGUUAACAAGAAAAGAUUCGGGGAGUUAUCAAGGACUGCAAUGGAGCAGAUGGGAGAAUUCUGCUUCUUGGAUUUUUUCCCUUCUCUGGGAUGGAUGGAUAUUUUAACUGGUUUCGUAAAGAGGCUGAACGACACUUCCGAGGGAUUAGAUGCUUUCCUUGACGAGAUCAUUGAAGGACAUAGGAGUUCCAAAACAACAAAAAAUGAUCAACCUGACAAGGAAUGUUUCAUUGAAAUACUACUCCAACUUCAGAAAGAAGGCAUGAUGGCAAUGGAUAUCAAUCCAGAUAGUUUUAAAGCAAUUUUACUGGACAUGUUUAUAGGAGGAACAGAUACAAGUUCAGCAACCAUGGAGUGGGCAAUGACAGAGCUGAUGAAAAAUCCAACUAAGAUGAAAAAAGCUCAAGAAGAGGUAAGAAGAGUGGUUGGGAAGAAAUCUGGAGUAGAUCAAGAUAAUAUUGAUCAAAUGGACUACUUAAAAUGUGUUGUCAAAGAAACUCUUAGAUUACAUCCUCCCGUUCCUUUUUUGAUUCCUAGAGAAUCGACUGAGAGUACUAAGUUGGGAAGUUACGAUGUUCUUCCAAAAACAAGAGUUUUCAUCAAUAUAUGGGCAAUCCAAAGGGAUCCUUCACUAUGGGACAGGCCAGAAGACUUUCUUCCAGAGAGAUUCGCUAACAAUCCAAUCGAUUUUAGGGGGAAGGACUUCCAGUUCCUUCCCUUUGGUGCUGGGCGAAGGGGCUGCCCGGGCAUCUCAUUUGGUGUCAUGGAAGUUGAACAUGUGCUUGCUAACCUCUUGUACUGGUUUGACUGGAAGCUUUUAGGUGGUGCUGAUGCGAAGGACCUGGACAUGAGCGAGGCUUAUGGAAUAACCCUUCACAAGAAAAUUUAUCUUCAACUUGUUCCAGCCAUGCACACUCUGGAAUGACUCAAUUAGUAACCUACAGAAUAUCUAUAUCAGUAUGUGUGAUUUAAGUUUUUCGCUUGUGGAGAAGUAUGGAAGCAAGCGCAAAUAACGCCUAUUGUUGUACGAUUUAGUUUUUAUUCAGGACCUUCAUUGUGAAGAAGGCGUUAAUCUUGUUAUCCAUCGGUGUAGGCUAAUCGCAUGGAUUCAUAUGGCUCGUUUUACUCUUUUAUUUUACAUUGAUCUUCUCAAGAAGGUAAGUACA
Messenger RNA from Rhododendron vialii, 1799 nucleotides. Its product is annotated as cytochrome P450 71A1-like. The record is from RefSeq and is a predicted model, not a curated record. Bases 2 to 1558 code for a protein of 518 amino acids. Lineage: Eukaryota; Viridiplantae; Streptophyta; Magnoliopsida; Ericales; Ericaceae. The transcript has 2 exons. Gene Ontology annotation, molecular function: monooxygenase activity; oxidoreductase activity, acting on paired donors, with incorporation or reduction of molecular oxygen; iron ion binding.